Messenger RNA from Lutra lutra (Eurasian river otter), 4028 nucleotides. It is a transcript of the gene AJUBA, whose product is annotated as ajuba LIM protein. Gene Ontology annotation, cellular component: nucleus; transcription regulator complex; adherens junction. The coding region runs from base 335 to 1981 and encodes 548 amino acids. Gene Ontology annotation, molecular function: transcription corepressor activity. The transcript has 8 exons. The record is from RefSeq and is a predicted model, not a curated record. Lineage: Eukaryota; Metazoa; Chordata; Mammalia; Carnivora; Mustelidae. Gene Ontology annotation, biological process: response to hypoxia; regulation of DNA-templated transcription; negative regulation of hippo signaling.
CUGUGCUGAGUGUGAGAGCGAGGGGGGCGGGGGCCGGGGAGAUUGGGGCGGCCCGGCGAGUAGACGCGUGAACAGACUGACCUGCGGACGGGACAGCCGCGGCCGUAGGCCCUUCUAGCCCCGCUUAACCCCUGAUGCGCGGGGGGAAGCAGCCCCUCUCGCUGGGGGAUGCUGCGGGAUUCCCGGCGCCGGGCAUCUGGGCCGCCCGCUAACUCCCUGUGCCUACCCCGUGCCCCCGGAGAACCGGAGUCCGGCCGCUGGGAAAGAGAAGCGGCCGCCGAGAAGCUGCAGGGUGCCCGGCGGGGAGGGGGCUGGAGGCCCCAGGCCCGAGGGCAUGGAGCGGUUAGGGGAGAAAGCCAGUCGCCUGCUGGAGAAGUUAAGGCUCUCCGACUCCGGCAGCGCCAAGUUCGGCCGCAGAAAGGGUGAAUCUAGCCGGUCUGGGUCUGAUGGGACCCCCGGGCCGGGCAAGGGACGCCUGAGUGGGUUGGGGGGGCCUAGGAAAUCAGGGCCCCGUGGAGCUACUGGGGGACCUGGGGAUGAGCCGUUGGAGCCAGCCCGGGAGCAGGGCCCCCUGGACGCUGAGCGGAACCCGCGCGGCUCCUUUGAGGCGCAGCGCUACGAAGGCUCCUUCCCCGGGGGGCCGCCUCCCACCCGGGCCUUGCCUCUACCUCAGUCAUUGCCCCCCGACUUUCGGCUGGAGACCACUGCCCCAGCUCUAAGCCCACGCUCCAGUUUCGCCAGUAGCUCAGCCAGCGACGCCAGCAAGCCGUCCAGCCCCCGGGGUAGCCUGCUGCUGGACGGGGCGGGGGCAGGAGGAGCCGGAGGUAGCCGACCCUGCAGCAAUCGCACCAGCGGCAUCAGCAUGGGCUACGACCAGCGCCACGGCAGCCCCCUGCCCGCCGGGCCCUGUCUGUUUGGCCCACCCUUGGCUGGGGCUCCAGCGGGGUAUUCCCCUGGAGGGGUGCCGUCCGCCUACCCGGAGCUCCACGCCGCCCUGGACCGAUUGUGUGCUCACCGGCCCGCGGGGUUCGGCUGCCAGGAAAGCCGCCACUCCUAUCCCCCGGCCCUGGGCAGCCCCGGAGCUCUAGCCGGGGCCGGAGUGGGAGCGGCAGGGCCCUUGGAGAGACGCGGGGCGCAACCCGGACGACACUCAGUGACCGGCUACGGGGACUGCGCGGCGGGCGCCCGAUACCAGGAUGAGCUAACAGCGUUGCUGCGCCUGACGGUGGGCACGGGUGGGCGAGAAGCCGGCGCCCGCGGGGAACCCUCGGGGAUUGAGCCGUCGGGUCUCGAGGAGCCACCAGGUCCUUUCGUUCCAGAGGCCGCCCGGGCCCGGAUGCGGGAGCCGGAGGCCAGAGAGGAUUACUUCGGCACCUGUAUUAAGUGCAACAAAGGCAUCUAUGGGCAGAGCAACGCCUGCAAGGCCCUGGACAGCCUCUACCACACCCAGUGCUUUGUCUGCUGCUCCUGUGGGCGAACUUUGCGCUGCAAGGCUUUCUACAGCGUCAAUGGCUCCGUGUACUGUGAGGAAGAUUAUCUGUUUUCAGGGUUUCAGGAGGCAGCUGAGAAAUGCUGUGUCUGUGGUCACUUGAUCUUGGAGAAGAUCCUGCAGGCCGUGGGGAAGUCCUACCACCCGGGCUGCUUCCGGUGCAUCGUUUGCAACAAAUGUCUGGAUGGCAUCCCCUUCACUGUGGACUUCUCCAACCAGGUGUACUGCGUCACUGACUACCACAAAAAUUAUGCUCCUAAGUGUGCGGCCUGCGGCCAACCCAUCCUCCCCUCAGAGGGCUGUGAGGACAUUGUGAGGGUGAUAUCCAUGGACCGAGAUUAUCACUUUGAGUGCUACCACUGUGAGGACUGCCGGAUGCAGCUGAGUGAUGAGGAAGGUUGCUGCUGCUUCCCUCUGGAUGGGCACUUGCUCUGCCACGGCUGUCACAUGCAGCGGCUCAGUACCCGACAGCCCCCUGCCAGUUAUAUCUGAACUGCGGUCUAUGCUGCUGCCUUUGCUGCCCCUGGCAAAUCCCUCUGGCCAGAGGGCCCCUCUGAGGCCAGCCAAGGCAAGGAACGCACUCCCAGGCCAGGCAGAAGAGUCCUCUGGGGAGGGCCCCAGGGGCCAGAGACCCAAAGAUACAACAAUUCCAGAUGGACUGUGGAGAAGGAAACUUCCAAUUGCCAUGGGGGGGGCGGGUGUGACUGGCUUUCUUUCCAUGUGCACAGCCUGUGCUAUAGCAUAUACUCAGGCAUGCACAGGCAGGUUCCAGGACUUUCUAAAGGUCUGAUUCUAGUCUGUUUCUCUAGUACCAUUUAUGCAUAAGCCAAACAACGUUCUGGCUUUGGGUUACAGAAAGAGAGGACACCAUGAACACGCCUCACUCUGGCACCCCUCACGUGGGUCAGAUACGUGGGUCAGCAGGUUCUUACCACAAUGUUUUAUCUCUGUAUCUGGAUGAAGAGGUGGUAACUGGACCUUAUCAAUGAGUUGUUUCUUGGCCACCUUCUCUCUAAGGACCAGGAGAGCUGCUCAGCCCCAUGAAGGAAGGGGGGCAGCUCAUGUGGACCUGCUGCCUGUGUUGCCUGUGUCUCAGGGACUCACGUGGGCCUGGGAAAGCUGGGUGGGUGGCUGUCCUGGGUUCCUCUUCUCCUCAGCUUGGGGACAUGACAAGAGAGUCUUUGGGAGUAGAGGGCCAGGCAAGCCAUGCAGGGAGCCUCAGGCCCAGCCACGCACCCAGGUGCAGGCGCACGGAGACUUCCAGCCCACUGUGUACACAGGCACACUCACAGACACACACUCGCUCCCUCACUCCCUUCUUCUCAGGUCACUGUCACCCACAUUCCCUCACAGUCGCUCACCACUCCAGACCUGCCACCCCGCAGAGGGAUCUAGAGUUCCAACCAGUGCAGCUCCCAAGCCCUGAGGUUCCAGGGAGCCAGAGGGGCAACACACUUUGACAUGGUUCUAGUCCACUUGGCUAAAAUUGGUCCCUUCAAGCCAAUCCAAGACUUACUUACUUUCAGUUUACUUCACCAGUUUUUUGUGUGGGUUUUUUUUUUUUUUUUUUUUUUUUUUUUUGUGGUUUUAUUGAAAAUCCGGGGACAGGACCUAUGGGCAGAAAGAGCUGCGAAAGUUUACGUCACUUAAUGACAAGUUUGCCAAAAGUGCGGUUCCCUUUGGGGUGUUUUUACAGCCAUUUAGUGUUGUGUUUUUUUUAUAUUUUGGGUGUUCUAAGAAUGUUUAUUCAUCCAACAGUAGUUCUGAAUCAUUGUCAACAAAAUAAAUUUAUCAAAUUUGCAGCACUUUGUAAAUGACAUUUUUUCCUAAGUUUAUGGAAAACGUUACCUAUGUUGUCUACUUUUCAGAUACUUUCAAAAAAGUUUAAAGUAGCUAGCAAUAAAUAUAAUUGGCACAGACAUUUUGUGUAUCAUUUUUUGUGUUUCUUAAUAUUCCUUUACAAAUUAGAUACCUUGGAAAAGUUAAUGGAGCUCUUGUGAUUUUGGUGCUUUGGCCUAACUUCUACAUUCCUACUGUGAAAAAUGCCCAUAAAUUCUAAACAAUUGAACAAGCAUGUAGCAUAAUCAGUUGACUAACACUUAAAGAUUACACAGACAAGAACAAUAAAGAGUGAAAGCAUGAGUCUACUAAAUCCUUUUGAAAUGCUGCAGAUUUGAUAAAUAUUUAUUUGAGACUAAUUGUCUCUGGGUGACUUGAUUUUAGGCAAAUUAAUCUGAUAAUCUUUGAUCCUUAGUCUUCAUUCUCUGUCACUUAGAGUUUCAUCCUGGAAACAGUGACUUGUGGGAACAACAAUCCCACAUUUAGGGGGUUUGUAAGGUAGCCCGUGUCAGCCAAGCUGGGGUCGUGGAGAAGAGGCCUGUGCAUGAGGGUAUGAUCUAGAGAAAGAGCUCACAUUCAUACCACUGAGUACUGGAGGGGAUGCACUUUUGGGUGAGAUAAAUGUUCUGAAACUGGAUAAGUUGGUCUACAGCUGGGAUUUCUUCUUCUGAAUUAUUAUUAUUAAAUAAGUGAAUACAAA